Messenger RNA from Onychostoma macrolepis, 3599 nucleotides. Its product is annotated as sodium/potassium/calcium exchanger 3. Gene Ontology annotation, biological process: intracellular calcium ion homeostasis; calcium ion transmembrane transport. NCBI's taxonomy places the organism in Eukaryota, Metazoa, Chordata, Actinopteri, Cypriniformes, Cyprinidae. The record is from RefSeq and is a predicted model, not a curated record. Bases 240 to 2024 code for a protein of 594 amino acids. Gene Ontology annotation, molecular function: calcium channel activity; calcium, potassium:sodium antiporter activity. Gene Ontology annotation, cellular component: membrane. The transcript is spliced from 17 exons.
CAAUGGCAUGUGGGCGCAUUUGCGCGCUUUGAAGCAGAUGAUACCUGAGCACCUAAAACAGCUUAGCGGAACGAUGCGUCUAAACAGUUCGCAACAGCGCAGUGUUGACUGUGAUGAAGAAAAACAAGGCAACCCAAAAGUUUAGUUUAGUCAGAAGGUAGUUAGCAGCCCCGCCUUAAAACAGGAGGAAUCUGCGGCGAUCAUGUUCUGAGUCCGAGGCGCGGAGCAGACGGAGCGGGAUGAAGCCGGUGAUACGGAGCGCCAGGCGCUUCUGCUGCUGUGGAGUCGGGCUUCUCGCGGUCGUGUGGCUCGCACAGGUCCUGCAGCUGACAGAGAUCAAGUCUUCGUGGCCAGAAACAGACUUUCCCAGACGCAGGGUCCUGCAGUAUGAAGUCGAAAAUCAAACAAUUGACACUCCCAGAGCAGCAAUCCAUGAGUUCCCUGAGGACAUCUUCACCAAAGAGCAGCGCAAGAGAGGAGCCAUACUACUGCACGUGCUCUGUGCCGUCUAUAUGUUCUACGCACUGGCUAUCAUUUGCGAUGACUAUUUUGUCCCGUCGCUGGAGAAGAUCUCAGAGAAUCUGCAGCUGAGUGAAGAUGUGGCUGGGGCAACUUUCAUGGCUGCAGGAAGUUCAGCUCCAGAAUUGUUUACUUCCUUAAUUGGUGUGUUCAUCACGAAGGGAGAUCUCGGCGUUGGCACCAUUGUUGGGUCGGCUGUCUUCAACAUACUGGUCAUCAUUGGAGUGUGUGGCAUCUUUGCCCGUCAGACGGUGGCCCUGACCUGGUGGUCUCUGUUCAGAGACUCGCUGUACUACAUCUUCUCAGUGCUGGCCUUGAUUUUGGUUAUCUAUGAUGAAAGAGUUGUAUGGUGGGAAUCUAUGCUUCUGAUCUCCAUGUAUGGAGUCUACAUCCUUAUCAUGAAAUUCAACAGUCAGAUUGCCAGCUUUGUCCAGAGAUCAUGUGGCAGUCCGGGCCAAUGUUGUGUCAGGAGACAGACGUCCAGAGAUAAAGAGGCUGAUGAAGCAGGAACAAACGGUAACACCUCCAUGGUGCUGUUGAGGAAAGCUCCAGCAGGUUCAGGACAGGAGUCUUCAGUGGUGAUGGUGGAUGAGCUGCUCAUCUUGAGGCCACACCAGCUCUCAUUCCCAGAGGCUGGACUGCGUGUCAUGAUCACACCGCAUUUCUCUCCACGCACCCGUCUCACUAUGGCCGGACGCAUGCUCAUCAGUGAGAGACAGAGACUGCUCCGGGAGGAUAAGAUGAGCAGGACCUCAGUGAAGACCUUCAACUCUAGAGGGAUCGUAAACGGAGGAAAUGUUGAAGCACAGCAGACACCCGAGGACACCGAAACGACGGAUGGUAAGAAAGGAGUGAAGGUGGAGGUGGAGAACUCUCAGCCUGAAGAAGAGGACGAGGACGGGGACGAAAUGUUCAAACCUCUCCAUAUUCCUGCGGGCUACUGUGCGCGUCUGAAGUGGUUUGUGUCCUGGCCGCUGGCUGUUCUGCUGUAUUACACAGUGCCUAACUGUGUUUUGCCGCGUUGGCAUCGCUGGUUCAUGAUCACUUUCAUUGCUUCAACCCUCUGGAUUGCUAUUUUUUCCUACCUCAUGGUGUGGAUGGUCACCAUCAUCAGCUACACACUAGAUAUUCCUGAUUACAUCAUGGGAAUCACUUUCCUGGCUGCCGGCACUAGUGUACCCGACUGCAUGGCGAGCCUCAUCGUCGCCCGCCAAGGAAUGGGGGACAUGGCAGUGUCGAACUCCAUCGGCAGCAAUAUCUUUGACAUCCUUUUGGGACUGGGCUUCCCCUGGGCUCUGAGGACACUUGUAGUAGAUUAUGGAUCAGCAGUAUCCAUCAAUAAUAAAGGCCUGGUCUAUUCUGUCAUCCUGCUGCUCGCAUCAGUCUUCCUCACGGUCCUGAGUGUGCAUCUGAACGGCUGGAAGCUGGAUCGGAGAUUAGGCCUUGGUCUCAUGUUUCUUUACGCCAUCUUUCUGCUCUGCUCCAUCCUCUUCGGUCAGCUCUAGAGGCGUCACACUCUUCAGUGCGUUCUUGUUUUGGUUUCAUUAUUAUAAUGCUUUUACUGUAGAUCAGGUACUAAAUCUUGGCUGAUUUCAUGCCUGCGUACAGAAUAGCAGAAAGAGGAAAUUUAGUGCUUUACAGAAACAACCUCAGAAUGGUAUUCAAGAUCCGGUCAGUCCUUUGUUCUGUCCACUGCAGAAACAGAUAAGGUUUUUGAAUAACUAAUUAAGCACUUCUUCAAGCUGGAAGGUUUACCGUAUAAUAUAAUGGUUUCUGUCUUCAGUCGACCCAGGAUGCUGACGACUUACAAGAACACUGAAGUAUUACAGUCAGACACUGUAGUGGAGAAGUAAUUCUUCUUGACAGUAUUUUACCCUUGUGAAAAAGAAGUACAUUUUAGUACACUUUUAAAAAGAGUAGGGUACAACAGGGUUAAAGGCACACCUUAAGAAAAAUGUGCUAAUCACUGCACCUGAAAUGUAUAAUUGCAGAAAAAAUAUAUACGUUUGCAUUGAACAUUAAUGGAGCAACAGAUUUUGUGUGAAAAUAAAUCAAUGAAAACAAAGUUGUUUAUUUUGUUUAAAAAUCUUAUAAAUGUAUGAGGUGGCAAUGGGUAUUGAUACAAAUACUUCAGCUAAAAUAAUGUUUUUUUUUAAUAAUGUCUAAGUUAAUACUUGUUCAAAACAAUCACUUUAGCAUAGUUUGUACUAUUUUCUGCUUAUUUUGAAAAAUAAAAUUAUUUUUUGUUCAAUAAAUAUACUGUCAUUAAAAUGUUAAUAUAAAAAAUAUAUUUUAACAGAAUCAUUUUAAUAAGUAAACAUUCUGAAAGCAUUGAAGGAGAUCCAAUAAUAAUUGAAUAUGAUUUACAGUAGUAACAACAAAUUAUAUUUUAUUAUAUGAUAUGAUUAAUAUGAUAUGAUGGUUUCAUUCUAAACAUCGUGAUUAUCUCUAAUAUGGACACCCAACAUAAUAUAUGAUAUUUACCAUCUGAACCUAACCAUAUCAUGUCAACAAAUGGAAAAGUCAGUGAUCUAUUAAUUAUCAUGUUAAUCACGGCACCUUCAGCCCCAACAGCAGGCGCGCUUUUUACCCCAAAUACCAUACUUUUACAUAUUCUUUCGUUUUUUAAAAACUGUUGCUUUAAUUAUCUUAAACAAAACUGAAAAUGACCAAGACCACCUUUACACAUUAAUUUUAGCGAUUCUAAUUUAACUUAAAUCUACAACAUUUUAAAAAACAUCAAAUAUUAGAUCAAGUAAGCACAGAAUCAACUUUGCGUGCGAUCAUGUCAAAGAUCAGACAAAUAUACAGGAGCACCUUGAAAAGCGAAUGUUUUGCAAAGUGCUACGCCACGUUUUUGUGCCAUCUAGUGGUUUAGAGGAAAAUAAUAUCAAAGGCGCCUUUAGCCCCGUUGUUCCCUACUUAUUAUGGAAGUAACAUACUUUAAAAUACUUAAGUGUGAGCUGAAUGUAAUGUUUUCGGACACUUAAUUGAAUGCUAUUUGCAAUUAAUGAAACUGUGUUGUAGUUUAAAUGUGUUAAAUGCAAUUAGUUGAACAGCACAUCUUUACAUGUAAUUUC